Molecule: messenger RNA, 360 nt
Organism: Cryptomeria japonica (Japanese cedar)
Lineage: Eukaryota; Viridiplantae; Streptophyta; Pinopsida; Cupressales; Cupressaceae
Exons: 1
Coding region: 1-360 (119 amino acids)
Source: RefSeq, a predicted model, not a curated record
AUGAAUAUAGCCACUCAAGAGGUGAAUAUUGUGGUAGACAAAGAGACCAUUGUGGAAAAAAAGAAAGAUGUGACUACUGCGUCACCGACUGUAGAUGCUGAGGUUGAGGUAAAAGAUACUGUAAAUAUAAACAUAGAAAAACCCACUCAAACAGAGCAACCGGUAGAAGACACCACUAGUAAACCAUUAGAAGAACCGGUAGACAAAACUGAAAAACAAUCAGGAGAACCAGAAAUGGAAAGUACAGAGGCACAAACUAAGAAACUGGAAGUACAUACAGAGAUUACAUCAGAGAAACCGUCUGUUGAGAGCUCAGAGAAACCCUCUGAGACACAGAUGGAGAAAUUAGAACAGAAAUAG